Molecule: messenger RNA, 1641 nt
Organism: Onychostruthus taczanowskii (white-rumped snowfinch)
Lineage: Eukaryota; Metazoa; Chordata; Aves; Passeriformes; Passeridae
Product: 25-hydroxyvitamin D-1 alpha hydroxylase, mitochondrial
Exons: 9
Coding region: 45-1553 (502 amino acids)
Biological process (GO): cortisol metabolic process; cholesterol metabolic process; C21-steroid hormone biosynthetic process
Cellular component (GO): mitochondrial inner membrane
Molecular function (GO): heme binding; monooxygenase activity; iron ion binding
Source: RefSeq, a predicted model, not a curated record
CCUGGAACCCCCCGGAGCGCUCUCGGCCCCGGGGCCUGGCGGAGAUGCCGGGGCCGAGCUCCGCCGCCUUCAUCUUCGAGCUGCUGUGCCGGGGAGGGGUGCGGAGGCUGCACGAGAUGCAGGUCCACGGCCUGUCCCGGUUCGGCCCGGUGUGGCGGGCCCGCUUCGGCCCGGUGCUCACGGUUCACGUGGCCGAGCCCGCGCUCGUGGCCCAGGUGCUGCGGCAGGAGGGCCCCGAGCCCCGGCGCGCCCUCAGCUGCCCCUGGAAGCAGCACCGGGACCUGCGGGGGGUCCCGGGGGGGCUCCUGACCCUGGAGGGCGAGGCGUGGCGGGGGUCGCGGCGGGUGCUGGCGCGGGGGCUGCUCCGCCCGGGGGCCGCCGAGGCCUUCGCGGGCCCGGUGGCCGCGGCCGUGGCCGAGCUGGUGGCGCGGCUGCAGCGGCUGCGGCGGCGACACCCGCGGGGCAUGGUCCGCGACAUCGGCACCGAGUUCAACCGCUUCGGCCUCGAGGCCAUCUCCUGGGUGCUGUUCUCCUCCCGCCUGGGCUGCCUGGGGGACACUGGGGACACCGGGGACGCCCCUGCGGCCACCGAGGCCGUGCUCCGGAGCGUGGGGACGGUGCUGGCGCUGACGCUGGUGACAAUGGCGCUGCCACGUCCCCUCCUGCGCCUCGUCCCCGCGCCCUGGGACGCCUUCUGCCACGCCUGGGACCAGCUCUUUGCCUUCGCCAAGGGACACGUGGACCGGCGCGUGGCCGAGGUGGCAGCGCGGGGGCCGCUGGCCGAGGGGGACACGUGUGUCACCGACCUGCUGGCCCGGGAGCACGUCCCUGUCGCCAGCAUCUACGGCAACGUCACCGAGCUGCUGCUGGCCGGGGUGGACACGGUGGCCAGCACGCUGGCCUGGAGCCUGUACGAGCUGGCACGGAACCCGGGGGCGCAGGCGGCCCUGCACCGCCAGCUGGUGGCUGCCACCGCCACCAGCGGGGCCGCCGGCGGUGACAGUGCCACCAGCGACGGUGCCACCGCUGCUGCCACCGCCGCUGCGCUGGGACGGCUGCCACUGCUGCGUGCUGUGGUGAAGGAGACCCUGAGGCUGUACCCCGUCAUCCCGGCCAACGCCCGCGUCGUCCCCGAGUGCGACAUCCGCGUCGGCGACUACCUGGUGCCACGCCAGACCCUCAUCACCCUGUGCCAUUACGCCACGUCCCGUGACAGCCGCUUCUUCCCGGCGCCCGACACCUUCCGCCCGGAGCGCUGGCUGCGCCACGGGGACACCGGGGACACCGCUGGGGACACUGCUGGGGACACCACUGGGGACACCCCCGGGGACCCCCCCGGCCCCAGGCACCCCUUUGCCUCUCUGCCCUUCGGCCUCGGCCCGCGCAGCUGCGUCGGGCGCCGCCUGGCCGAGCUGCAGCUGCACAUGGCGCUGGCACAGAUCCUGCUGCGCUUCGAGGUGCGGCCGGAGCCCGGGGGGGGCCGCGUGCGCCCCAUGACCCGCACCCUGCUGGCCCCCGGCGCCCCCAUCAGCCUGCGCUUCCUGGAGCGGUGACAGCGGGGACUUGGGGACAUGGUGGGGACAUGGGGACACCAGAGAGGCAUUGGGACACCCAGGACACUGGGGACACCAGAGACUCUGG